This is a messenger RNA of Amoebophrya sp. A120, 4629 nucleotides long. The record is from the annotation of a GenBank genome assembly. Lineage: Eukaryota; Dinophyceae; Syndiniales; Amoebophryaceae.
GUGAUUCUUUUGAGAGCUUUGGUCUUGUGAGUGAGACGGUGAGCAGUGAGAUGACAUUGAGUUGCGCUUUGUUUCACGUUUGUGUUCUUUGAGUUUGCGCAAAAAUUUUCUCUGAGUAUCCCUUUUUUUGCCUUUUGUGAAGCCACACUUCUGCCUUUUAUGGGCGCGCAUCGAUUUCAUUUUCCAUGAAUUGAAUGAAGCACGCUACGGCCAUUGAUUUGUAGCACGGAACACAAGAAAGAGAAACACAGUCGCGCUCGAUCGUCAGGAGACGGGACUCGAAAAAGAAAAGAAAAAUGGAACCGGCUUCGUGGAGGUGACCGUGCGAAUUGUGCCCACGACGAACGUGGUACAACUAGCGGUCUUGGGAGCAAUAUCACAACCUUUUCCAGAGGGCGCAGAGAUGGUAUGAUUCUACUCGUUGUUUUUGUUUCAUGAGUCUUGUUUCAUCUUGGUCUUGCAAAGACCCUGUUCAUGCAUCGUCAUGCAGAAGGAAAAAAUUACAAAAGCAAAACCCACCAGGUCGCCCUGCUCUCCUCCUCCCGCCGUACAGCCGGCAGCCUCUACUCCAACCGGUCUGUCCGCACGUCUCGGUCUACCUCCAGAAGCAGGCUCGGCACCAAAAACGCCAGCCCGAUCAGCGAGUUUUCUUCCAUCACCAAAAUCGCCAUCCCGGACGACCCGCCGCGCGUUUCGCUGACCUCCUGGCUGUUAAACGACCCGGACAUCAUCUCCCCCCGGUUUCAGCGGAAUCGGUCGGAGGAACGACGGGUGUCGGACGAUGAAGGCGAGUCUGUUUUUAUCGCCAGAAAAAACUGUUUCACUGUAUUAAACUUGUAAUGCAGAAAAUGCAUCUCACAGCUGUUUGUCAUGGGACACAUGCAAGACAGUGGAUGCUUCGCUGUGUUUUCCCUUUGGAGCUUUGCAUCGUAAAUUUUCUCUGUCAUGUAGAACAAACUUGUGAUGCAAAAUCUCCAAAAUCCUUACAGUGAAACACUUUUUUCGUACGAUAGUUUUGUCGGAUUCGGAUUUUUUUCGUAGGGCAAGUCCCGGACGAGAUGUUGACGGGCAAGGACGUCAUCAGGAUCACCACCAAUAUGCAGUGCAAAAGUAUCGCACUCGUAUAAAUGCAAUACAGAUUUGGAUUUCCUCAGCAUGAGAAAUAAUAAUAAAAUUUGCAAUGCUGAUUUACCUUAGGGAAAAGAUUUGCAAUGCAUUAUUGUAACCCCGUCCCGUAACGGGGUUCGCCUAAGUCGGUCAUUUGUAUGCAAGGCGUUGGGUUACCCGGUCGGCAGAGCCGAUCCACAACGAACGAACGAUUAUUGCUAUACAACGAGUACGAUACUUUUGCACAGGAUAACCAAAUCAGGAUCACCACGUCAACCUCCGACGGGCAUGGUGGUUCCUCCUCCGCAACCGGAAUGCGACCGAGAAGCAAAUCUUUUUUCGCCAACAUCGGCUUGAAUUUCCCGGCCAGGGUCACGUGGCCCGGGAGUAUAUCCUGUGCAAAAGUAUCGUACUCGUAUAAAUGCAAGUCUUGCAUUACAAAUCUUGUUCCCAAGGCAGAUCUGCAUUACAAAUUUUAUUUCUCGUGCUGAGAAAAUUUGUGAUGCAUUUAUACGAGUACGAUACUUUUGCAGUUCAUAGAGUACAUCGACCAGCUCUCUGCGGAAAAGUCACGACCAGCACCCUACUUCCUCAACGACCGCGGUGUUCUUUGACGAGGCCCAAAUCAAACACGCGGAGGGUGUCGUGAAGGACGAGAGCAGUUGUUCUGGACUCUUAAAACAGCGAAAUUCCUUCACCAACUUCGCCGCACGAGCAACGGAAAUCGCAAACUCUGUGCUUUCCGGCGGUGGUGGGGGAAUGUUGAGUAAGUCCAAGUCAACCUCGACUACAAAUACAGCGGGUUCAGCCGCUUUUGCCUUCGGAACAACUACCAGCAGGACCACGACGACUGGGACAACUGGUACUACUACCAUUACCCGCCACGGCCGCACACCCUCGCCGACCGACUCUGCGGUCAGCAACCAGCGGUACCUGCUGCAAGAAAAGCUUAUCAACUGCAAAAAUGUCUGGGUCUGGAAGAAUGCAGGAGUUUGUCAUGCAGAUUUUGCAUGACCCAUGAGGUUUGUGAUGCAUGCCCUAGCAUCAGAGAUUUUGCGAGGGCUUUCUGAUGCUCAUUCCGCAUGAGAAAUGACCUCUCCGCGUAGCACAAAUUACGCCUCUUUUGAUGUUCAUGCAAUACAGAUUUUAUGUAGAGUCCAAAGGUAGCAGCACAAGUUCCAACCUUCCAGACCCAGACAUAUUUGCAUUUCAUAAAGCUGUUGGCGGAACAGAAAGCGAACGUGUUUGCGAAUAGGAAAGCAAACUCUUUCACCAGUUCAUCCUCUUUAUGCUGUGCAAAAGUAUCGUACUCGUAGUCGUACUGAUUGCAAAACUGCAUGACAAAUGUUCCUCCUAAGGUCAAACAGCAUUACAAAUUCCACUUUUCUUCUUGCCGAAAUUUGUAAUGCAAGUUAUACUAGUGCGUUACUUGUUUUGCAAUGCAUAAUCUUUAAACCGUGUCAGCACAUCGACGGUGAGCUCUUGGCCGCGAGGGUCGCCAUUUGGAACGGACAGGAGCAGCCGUGGUAGAUCAUCUUCAAAUAAUCGCCGAACCACUUCUACAAGAGUUUUGAAUUCCAGUCCAGAAGAUGAUCAAGAUGAAGAUAACUACGGAAUCCCCCGCAUGUCAACAACAAACGAUGCAGACUGUACGUUUUACAAGCCGCCCAGACCGAAACAGUUCCUCUCGAAAUCAACUUUCGGCCGAGAUAUUCACGCGAAAAUGCGACAGCCGUCGAUUUCUCCGUCGCCGAGCCCCUCGCCGGAUAGCAGAGUGGACACCAGGGUGAUUCAAACGGGGAUCAACAUUGGAGAGGACGUCGAGAGACAAAUAAUCGCAAGUCCGAUGUCAACAGCGGGACCACGAGGGCCGUCUUCUUUAUCAAAGAAUUUGCUAUUGCUACAACAACCCAGAUCAUAUGGAUUGCAAAAGUGUCUGGGUCUGGAAGAUUGGAACUUGUGAUGCUGCAUUUGGAUUCCAAAAAAAUCUGUAUUGCAUGAGUAGCAAGGGGAAUGCAAUUUUUGCUACUCUGAGAAGGCAUUUGUCAUGCGGAAUAGGCAUCAAGAAGCCCUGAAAAAAUCUAUAUUGCUAGGGUAUGCAUCACGGACAUCAUGGCUCAUGCAAAACCUGCAUGACGAGUGUCAGAAUCUUCCAGACCCAGACAUUUUUACAGUUGCUAGAUCAUCGUCCAGCAGUUCCUUCUUCAAACAGAUGUGGCACAAUUUGAAGAAAAAGGGCGGCUCGUCUAUGACCUCCUCAAACGUUACAAUCUCAAGCGUUACAAUAGAAUCUGGGAUUUGUGUUGCAUGAUGAGCAUGACAGACUCGCAGAGCGUUGCACUUUCUGCAAUACAAAUUUCGCCAGAUUCUAGUGCGGUUCGGAGCUCCGAAACUUGUCAUGCGCAAUUCUAUGAGAGUUGGCUAGAUAAUGCACUUCUUGCAACACAAGUUUCAGACUCUAUUGUAACGUUUGAGAUUGUAACAGCUGAGCGGGUUAUAUCGUCGACUUCGAGCACGACCUUGAUUUCCAGUUACAAGGACCACGAAGAUGACGAAAUCAACGACCCGAUACGCGCCUUUCAGGAUUUAGAAGCGGGUUUACUGUACGAACAAGGUCGUGUUGAAGACGAAGCCGGGAUUUGUAACGGCAAUAUUGAAUCCUCUCCGCUCGACUCGGAUUACGACCAUUACAACGCAGCAAGAAUUUCCGCAUCGGAGGAAAAUUAUAGCAACGCGCUGUAUAAUUCUCCCGGAUAUGUUCAUGUUGUUGGUGCAGGAGAUGAACUACAGCAAAACUACAGUAGCUGCAGAUCGUCCGAAAAUCAGGUUGAAAAUCGGAACAGUACAAACAGUAAACCAUCUUCGGCCGGUACUAGUUCCUUCACGACGUCACGCCUCAACCACAGGCUGUUUGACGAACAAGAGAUACUGGAUGUGGAUCGGAGGAGCGAUAAAAGCCACGGGACAAGAACUUCCAGCAGUAGUAGUUCAACAUCAUCCUCACACGACGAUUCUACCUACGCCGGGAGGGAACAACAACAAGCAGGGACAAAACAGAAUGAGGAUGACCUCAACGCGGCUUUUGAGCUACAAGUUUCGUCCUCCGUGCCGAACAGCGUGGCUUCGAACAAUUGCACGCCGCAAAACGGUAUCAACUGUAAAAGUGUCUGGGUCUGGAAGAUAGUGACACUUGUCAUGCACGUUUUGCGUGAGCCCUGAUGUCUGUGAUGCAUGCCCUAGCAUCACAGAUUUUUUGAGAGCUUCUUGAUGCCUAUUCCGCAUGACAGAUGCCGUCUCCGCGUAGCAAAGAUUACAUUCCUUUUGGUACUCAUGCAAUACAGAUUUUUCUGGAAUCCAAAUGCAGCAUCACAGGUUGCAUUCUUCCAGACCCAGACAUUUUUACAUUUGAUAAACGGGGGCACAACAGGUGCAGGAACUACUGCAGCGGGGUUCGGAGGUGGUCGUGUAUAUGUAAUGGGCGCGGAACAGCGACCGCCGGAACUACAGUAUCGGGCGGGAUGA